This is a messenger RNA of Vitis vinifera (wine grape), 5232 nucleotides long. RefSeq names its product myosin-15. The coding region runs from base 123 to 4691 and encodes 1522 amino acids. Gene Ontology annotation, biological process: actin filament organization; vesicle transport along actin filament. Gene Ontology annotation, cellular component: vesicle; myosin complex; cytoplasm. Gene Ontology annotation, molecular function: ATP binding; microfilament motor activity; actin filament binding. The record is from RefSeq and is a predicted model, not a curated record. The transcript is spliced from 39 exons. Lineage: Eukaryota; Viridiplantae; Streptophyta; Magnoliopsida; Vitales; Vitaceae.
UUGAAGAAAGCGAUUGAAUAAAUCGCAGCCGUUGACGUGUCGAAUACGAUAUAAAUAACCCCAAAAUCUCGCCGUCUACUUCAUUUUGCUAAGGCGGGAAGUCGAAAAAUAACCCCCAAGAAAUGCUCGAACCGAAGAUGAGCCUCCGGAAGGGCUCCAAAGUGUGGGUGGAAGACAGGGAAUUAGCUUGGGUUGCAGCUGAAGUCGUCGAUUUUGUUGGCAAGCAAGUCCAAGUCGUUACUGCUUCUCGGAAGAAGGUUUGGGCAUCUAAUGAGAAGCUACUCCCAAGGGAUCCAGAUGCAGAAGACCAUGGUGGAGUUGAUGAUAUGACAAAAUUAACAUAUCUUAAUGAGCCUGGAGUCCUUUACAACCUUGAGAUAAGAUAUGCUCUCAAUGACAUUUAUACAUACACAGGAAGCAUAUUGAUUGCUGUUAACCCAUUCACAAAGCUUCCUCAUCUUUACAAUGUGCACAUGAUGGAGCAAUAUAAGGGUGCUCAAUUUGGUGUGCUAAGCCCUCAUGUUUUUGCAGUGGCUGAUGCAUCAUAUAGAGCUAUGAUGAAUGAGGCUCGAAGCCAGUCUAUACUUGUCAGUGGUGAAAGUGGGGCUGGGAAAACCGAGACAACAAAGCUUAUUAUGCAGUAUCUUACAUAUGUUGGUGGGCGUGCUGCUGGUGAUGACAGAACAGUUGAGCAGCAAGUUCUAGAAUCUAAUCCGCUCUUGGAGGCAUUUGGUAAUGCUAAAACUGUUAGAAAUGACAAUUCAAGUCGUUUUGGCAAAUUUGUUGAGAUCCAGUUUGAUGCCAAUGGUAGAAUAUCUGGCGCUGCAAUCAGAACUUACCUUCUUGAACGGUCCCGUGUAGUUCAGAUAACAGAUCCUGAAAGGAAUUAUCACUGCUUUUAUCAAUUGUGUGCAUCUGGAAGGGAUGCUGAGAAGUAUAAGCUGGGCAAACCAGAUAACUUUCACUAUUUAAAUCAAAGCAAAUCCUAUGAAUUAGAAGGAGUGAGCAAUGGUGAGGAAUACAUGAAGACAAGGAGGGCAAUGGGGAUUGUUGGUAUAAGUCAUGAUGAUCAGGAAGCCAUAUUUCGAACUUUGGCUGCUAUUCUACAUCUGGGAAACGUUGAAUUUUCUCCUGGCAAAGAGCAUGACUCAUCUGUUUUAAAGGACCAGAAAUCUAACUUUCAUAUUCAGAUGGCUGCUGAUCUUUUUAUGUGCGAUGUCAACCUUCUGCGUGCAACUCUUUGUACACGUACAAUCCAAACCCGUGAAGGGGAUAUUAUUAAAGCUCUUGACUGUAAUGCUGCUGUUGCUAGUCGGGAUGCUUUGGCAAAGACUGUUUAUGCUAAGCUGUUUGAUUGGCUUGUUGAGAAGGUCAACAGGUCUGUUGGGCAAGAUCUGAAUUCCCGGGUGCAAAUUGGAGUUUUGGACAUCUAUGGUUUUGAGUGCUUUAAGCAUAAUAGCUUUGAGCAAUUUUGCAUUAAUUUUGCAAAUGAAAAGCUUCAGCAACAUUUUAAUGAGCAUGUAUUUAAGAUGGAGCAAGAGGAGUAUAGCAAAGAAGAAAUUAAUUGGAGCUACAUUGAAUUUAUAGACAACCAAGAUGUUUUGGAUCUGAUUGAGAAGAAACCUAUUGGAAUAAUUGCCCUCUUGGAUGAAGCUUGCAUGUUUCCAAAAUCAACACACAAAACAUUUUCGACCAAGCUGUUUCAGAAUUUACAGACUCACCAAAGGUUGGAGAAGGCAAAAUUUUCGGAAACAGAUUUUACCAUUUCCCACUAUGCUGGCAAGGUCACUUAUCAAACAGAUACCUUCCUAGAUAAAAACCGUGAUUAUGUGGUGGUGGAACAUUGCAAUCUGUUGUCUUCUUCCAAAUGCCCUUUUGUUGCUGGUCUUUUCCCUUCAAUGCCUGAGGAAUCUUCAAGAUCUUCAUACAAGUUUUCUUCUGUGGGAUCUAGAUUCAAGCAACAACUUCAAGCGCUCAUGGAAACCCUUAACUCAACAGAGCCUCAUUAUAUUCGCUGUGUGAAGCCAAACUCUUUGAACCGUCCUCAGAAAUUUGAGAGUCAGAGUAUCUUGCAUCAGUUACGCUGUGGGGGUGUUUUAGAGGCUGUUCGAAUAAGCCUGGCAGGCUAUCCCACUAGGAGGAAUUAUUCUGAGUUUGUGGAUCGCUUUGGCCUAUUGGUUCCUGAGCUCAUGGAUGGAAGUUUUGACGAAAGAACUACGACGGAGAAAAUUCUGCUGAAGCUAAAGCUUGAGAAUUUCCAAUUGGGAAAGACCAAAGUGUUUCUUAGAGCUGGGCAGAUCGGUGUUUUAGACUCCAGACGGGCUGAGGUUUUGGAUAGUGCAGCCAAACACAUUCAGGGUCGAUUUAGAACAUUUAUUGCACACAGGGAUUUUGUUUCAAUUCGAGCAGCCGCAUUUGCACUCCAAGCAUACUGCAGAGGAUGUCAUGCUCGGAAUAUCUAUGCAGCAAAACGACAGGCUGCAGCGGCUCUUUUAUUACAAAAAUAUGUUCGCAGAUGGCUACUGAGGAAUGCUUAUAUGCAGCUCUAUUCUGCUUCUGUUCUUUUACAGUCUAGCAUCCGUGGUUUCUCAAUUCGUCAAAGAUUUUUGUACCAAAAGAAGCAUAGAGCUGCCACUCGAAUUCAGGCUCAAUGGAGGAUGUGCAAGGUUCGAUCAAUUUUCCGCAAUCGUCAAGGUUCGAUUAUAGCAAUCCAAUGCCGAUGGAGGCAAAAACUGGCAAAAAGAGAGCUCCGGAAGCUUAAACAAGAGGCAAAUGAAGCAGGCUUCUUGCGCUUGGCAAAGAAUAAACUUGAGAAGCAGUUGGAAGAUCUCACUUGGCGUUUGCAACUAGAAAAAAGAUUACGGGUGUCUAAUGAAGAGGCUAAGUCGGUAGAAAUUUCAAAACUUAAAAAAGCAUUGGGAACUUUGAACCUUGAGUUAGAUGCAGCUAAAUUGGUGACAGUUAACGAAUGUAACAAGAAUGCAGUGCUGCAAAAUCAGUUAGAUUUAUCAUUUAAGGAGAAAUCUGCUUUGGAAAGAGAACUCAUUGGAAUGACAGAAUUAAGAAAGGAAAAUGCAUUUUUAAAGAGUUCUUUAGAGAGCUUGGAAAAGAAGAACUCAGAAUUGGAGUUCGAGCUUAUCAAGGGUCAGAAAGAUAGAAAGGAUACCUUGGAAAAGUUGCACGAAGUUGAGCAAAAGUGUUUGCAGUUUCAGCAGAAUUUACAGAGUUUGGAGGAGAAGCUCUCAAGUUUAGAGGAUGAGAAUCAUGUACUGCGACAAAAAGCAUUGACCCCUUCUCCAAAGAGCAACCACCCUGGAUUUGUCAAGUCAUUUUCAGAAAAGUACACUGGUCCUCUUGCCCUUGCUCAGUCUGACCGGAAGCCUGUAUUUGAGUCUCCCACACCUACAAAACUAAUUGUUCCUUUUUCACAUACCUUAUCUGAAUCUCGCCGAUCAAAGUUUGCUAUUGAAAGGCAUCCGGAGAACCAUGACUUCCUUUCGAGUUGUAUUAAAGCGGAUUUGGGGUUUAAAGAAGGCAAACCUGUGGCAGCAUGUAUCAUAUAUAAAUGUCUUCUUCACUGGCAUGCUUUUGAAUCUGAGAGGACGGCUAUUUUUGAUCAUAUAAUUGAGGGAAUUAAUGAGGUUCUUAAGGUGGGGGAUGAGAAUAUCGCAUUGCCAUAUUGGUUAUCAAAUGCCUCAGCGCUGCUAUGCCUCCUGCAGAGGAAUUUACGAUCAAACGGUUUCUUGACUACAAUUUCUCAACGUUCUGGUGGAUCUUCUGGGAUAACAGGAAGGGUUGCACAAAGUCUAAAAUCUCCUUUCAAAUAUAUUGGGUUCGAUGAUAGUAUGUCCCAUGUUGAAGCAAGGUAUCCUGCUAUACUAUUCAAACAACAAUUAACGGCUUGUGUGGAGAAGAUUUUUGGCUUAAUUCGUGAUAAUUUGAAGAAAGAAAUAUCACCGCUACUGGGUUCAUGCAUUCAGGCACCAAAAACCGUUCGACUACAUGCUGGAAAAUCAGCUAGAUCACCUGGAGGUCUUCCUCAGCAAUCACAAAGUAGUCAGUGGGAUAGCAUCAUCAAAUUCUUGGAUUCUCUUAUGGAUCGUUUACUGGGAAAUCAUGUACCCUCCUUUUUCAUCCGGAAGCUCAUUACGCAGGUUUUCUCAUUCAUCAAUAUAUCACUAUUCAAUAGUCUUCUACUAAGACGUGAAUGUUGCACAUUUUCAAAUGGAGAAUAUGUGAAAUCUGGUCUAGCAGAUCUAGAAAAAUGGAUAGCCAGUGUAACAGAGGAGUUUGCAGGAACAUCCUGGCAUGAGCUAAACUAUAUUAGGCAAGCUGUUGGGUUUCUGGUGAUACAUCAGAAGAGGAAAAAAUCUUUGGAAGAGAUCAUGCAGGAUCUUUGUCCGGCAUUGACCGUUAGACAAAUAUACCGAAUUAGUACUAUGUAUUGGGAUGAUAAAUAUGGCACUCAGAGUGUCUCAAAUGAGGUGGUUGCUCAGAUGAGGGACAUGUUGAAUAAGGACAAUCAGAAUCUAACAUCAAAUUCAUUCUUGUUGGAUGAUGAUCUGAGCAUUCCAUUUUCUACUGAAGACAUAUACAUGGCUAUCCCACCAAUGGAUCCUUCAGAUGUUGAGCUGCCACCAUUCUUAUCUGAACAUCCAUCUGUGCAGUUUCUGAUCCUCCAUCCCAAGUAAAUAAACCGGUAGAUAUUUCCCAAAGAACUGCCACUUGGAAGUUUUGCAUAAUUUGGACAUAUGUCCGUGUCUGGAGAGGCCGGCUCUUUGGACAAAAAAUCAUCAUCUCUGUAUGCUCGAGAGAGGAUUGUUAGUAGUCAGUCAUCAGAAAAUGGUAAAGCUCACUAAACAUACUACUACUCAAAUGAUUGGGAAUUGCCUCUGUUCUUGAUCAUAGAUUCCUAAUGUAGUUUCAUGGAUUAAUUACUAGGGAGUUAUACAUCCUCAAAUUACAUGUAGGGUUAUGCAGUAGUGGAUGAUGAUUAUUUGGGGGGAUGAAUUAGAGUCUCCUCUACUUAAAAGCUGCCUCUUUUUCUUUUCUUUUUUUCCCCUCCUUUAACUUUUAUGAAGCCCCACCCUUUUAAGCUAUGUACAUGAUCCAAUCUUAUAGGAAAAGGCAUCCGUGUUGUAUUCCACUUAUCUUCUACCUUUUUCCUAUUGUGUAAAUUGACUUGGACAACAAAGAAUUUCAUUCAUUGGUAGUAAAAUUACUAUUUUUCCA